Messenger RNA from Trematosphaeria pertusa, 2169 nucleotides. RefSeq names its product glutaminyl-tRNA synthetase. The coding region runs from base 70 to 1998 and encodes 642 amino acids. The record is from RefSeq and is a predicted model, not a curated record. Gene Ontology annotation, biological process: translation; glutaminyl-tRNA aminoacylation. NCBI's taxonomy places the organism in Eukaryota, Fungi, Ascomycota, Dothideomycetes, Pleosporales, Trematosphaeriaceae. Gene Ontology annotation, molecular function: ATP binding; glutamine-tRNA ligase activity. The transcript is spliced from 4 exons. Gene Ontology annotation, cellular component: cytoplasm; cytosol.
UCGAGAGUCAUUUCUCCAGCACAAACACGACUCGAUUGGAUACCUUAGGGCUCCGGAAGCUUAACAGACAUGUCAGAAGCUACUACGGGCACCGCGACACCCUCCUCGGUGGCGCCCUCUGACGAAAAGGGCCCAUCAAAGCGCGCGCUCGAGAAAGCAGCGAAGAAAGCGGCCGCCAAAGCUAAGAAGGCAGAACUAGCGCUCCGACCAAAGGAGAACAACAACUCGAAAGCAGCAAAUGCAGAGCCCGCCAGCGUCUUCUCCGAGGGCUGGCUAAAGCGUGUCUACGACCAGAAAAAGGUCAAAGACGUCCGAUCGCGAUUCCCGCCCGAGCCGAACGGAUACCUGCACAUCGGCCAUUGCAAGGCUAUCGCCGUCAAUUUCGGUUUCGCUCGAUAUCACAAGGGCGUUUGCUUCCUUAGAUAUGACGAUACGAACCCAGAGAAAGAAGAGGAGGUAUACUUUACAAGUAUAUUGGAUAUCAUCAAGUGGCUAGGCUUCGAGCCGUACAAGGUCACCUACAGCAGCGACAACUUCGAUCGUCUGUACGAGCUGGCAGAGGAGCUGAUCCAGAAGGACAAGGCAUAUGUGUGCCAUUGCUCGAGAGAAGAAGUCAACCGCCAACGCGGCGGUCCAGAUAAUCGCGGCCCUCGUUACGGUUGCGAACACCGCACGCGACCAGUUGAAGAAUCGCUUGCCGAGUUCCGAGCCAUGCGCGAUGGCAAAUACAAGGCGGGAGAAGCGUUUCUGCGUAUGAAGCAGAGCCUGACAGAUCCCAAAGAGGGCAAUCCGCAGAUGUGGGACCUGCCUGCGUACCGUGUCCUCGAGAACAACUACCAUCAUAGGACAGGAGACAAGUGGAGGAUUUACCCGACUUACGACUUCACUCACUGCAUUUGCGACGCUCUCGAAGAUAUCACCCAUUCUAUGUGCACAACCGAGUUCCAGCAGUCGAGAGUAUCGUAUGAUUGGCUUUUAGAACAACUGGACAUGAAGAUUCCGGGGUCGGACGAGAAGGGUCCGAUGCAGCGGGAGUAUGGCCGCCUGAAUGUCGGAGGCACGAUCCUUUCGAAACGCCGUAUUCUGAUGCUCGUCGAGGGAACGACUGUCGAAAAGAAGAAAGACAAUGGCACGAUCGAGAAGAAGGCGAUUCCCCCGAGUGUUCGAGGAUGGGAUGACCCCCGUCUCUACACAUUGGUCGCUCUUCGUCGCCGUGGCAUUCCCGCUAAGGCUUUGCUCAACUUCGUCGAGGAGCUGGGUGUUACCGAUGCCCUCACAGAGAUCCAGCCGCCCCGUCUCGAAUCGGCCAUCCGAAAGUACCUCGAACGAACCGUUCCUCGUCAAAUGCUCGUCCUGGAUCCGGUCAAGGUUGUAAUUGAGGGUUUAGCUGCCGAGGAUGAGCAAGAAAUUACCGUGCCUUACGACCCGAAAGGCGCCAUUCCUGGCGAGCGCAAGGUGAAGCUUGGGAAAGAAGUGUACAUCGACCGCUCCGACUUUCGAGAGGAGGAUAGCCCAGAGUACUUCCGACUCGCGCCGAACAAGGUUGUUGGCCUGUAUAAUGUUGCUUUCCCCAUCCGCGCAACUUCCUUCUCGACAGACGAGAAUGGCAAAGUCACCGAGAUCAAGGCGGUCAAGGCAGACGGAGAGAAGCCGAAGACGUACAUCCAGUGGGUCGAUGUCGCUACCGCGAUCCCAGUAACAGCCCGUCAGUACAACUCCCUCUUCAAGUCCGACUCGCCAAAUGCCCUGGACUGGAAGAACGGCGGCUGGGCUGACGAUUUGAAUCCAAACUCGGAGGUGGUGUACGAGCAUGCCGUUAUCGAGCGAGGUCUGAAGGACCUGAUUAAGGCGCACACUCUUAACCCGAGCGGCUCUUCGGACGACCUCAUCCGAUUCCAGGCAUUGCGCACAGCCUACUUCUGCGUGGAUGUAGACUCAACUGCAGAUAAGAUUGUUCUCAACCAGGUCGUUAGUUUGCGAGAGGAUAAGGCGAAAUAGGUUGUUUGAUAAUACAGGCUGAAAGGGAAAGGCUUCGGUGACUCGGCGUUUGAGGGACAUGUUGUGUCCGUGUAGGAACAUUUUCAGAAAUUAGACUCAUAGAUAUCCUAGCAACUGUACAAGCCAUCAAAGUGACGAAACUAAGUCCUUAGUCCGACGGGACAAACCCUG